This is a messenger RNA of Megalopta genalis, 2388 nucleotides long. Its product is annotated as putative cytochrome P450 6a14. Lineage: Eukaryota; Metazoa; Arthropoda; Insecta; Hymenoptera; Halictidae. Gene Ontology annotation, molecular function: heme binding; monooxygenase activity; iron ion binding. The record is from RefSeq and is a predicted model, not a curated record.
UCUCGAGAUGCAGAACAUCCAGGCAAAUGUAACAAGAUCGUGACCAAUGAAUUGUGUUCGCACCGCUCAGUAGAACUAAAAACUGGAAGUUAGAGUUCCAACCUUCGUGAUAGACUUCACAGUGUAUGCACAAUUCUUCGUUCAGUAAGCAGACAGCUGCAUCUCGAUAAUUGAUGCGGAAGGAACGCAUCAAAUAAAGCAAGAUGGCUACCAACUUGGAGAUAUUCUUCGGCGUUGCAGCGGUGCUCGUCGCAAUCUAUUAUUACUUCACGGUACAUUUCGACUUUUGGAAUGUUCGAGGCGUGCCGGGACCAAAACCUGUGCCAUUUUUCGGCAAUAUUAUGGGUCCUAUGUUUGGGAAACUGUCCUUCCCGGAAUUCCUAAUAGCACUCCGAAAACGGUACAAAGACGAACCAAUGGUUGGAAUUAUAAUAAGACGAACACCCAAUCUUAUUGUACAAGACCCGGAUCUAAUCAAGGACAUUCUUAUCAAAGACUUUCCGAAAUUCGCUGAUCGCGGAUUCCUUCGGAACGAAAUAGCAGAGCCAGUAUCUGGGCAUCUAUUCGCCCUGGAAGCAAGAAGGUGGCGACCGUUGCGAAAUCAAUUCUCACCAGUAUUUACGUCGGGGAAAUUAAAAGGAACUUUUUCGCUUAUCUUAGAGUGUGCCGAACACUUGGGCGACUAUCUAGACAAACUAGUCGAGAGGAACGAACCUAUCGACAGCCGAGAGUUGGCGGCAAAGUUCACUACCGACGUAAUCGGUAGCUGUGCAUUCGGCAUCGAAAUGAACUCGCUGUCAGACCAAGAAAGCAAAUUUCGCCAAAUGGGCAAGAAAAUCUUUGCAACAGACUUCUUGUCGAUAAUCAAAUUUAGGAUGAAAGAAUGUACACCCCGGCUCUACGAUAUGUUGGGUUACAUAUAUCCGUACGAUGAACUUUCUGAGUUUUUCACGAAAAUUACGGUGGACACGAUGGACUAUCGGACCAAAAACAAUAUCUUCAGACCUGACUUUAUGAACAUCCUUAUGGAACUGAAAAAGAAUCCGCAGAAAAUCCCAGACAUCGAAUUGACAGAUACCCUCCUAGCUGCGCAAGCGUUCGUCUUCUUUGCAGCCGGGUUUGAAACUUCGUCAACGACCAUUAGCAACGCUCUCUAUGAAUUAGCCUAUAACCAGGAUAUUCAAGACAAAUUGCGGGAAGAAAUUGUUAAGUACUACUUGGAAAACAAUGGAGAUUGGAAAUAUGAAGUUAUGAAGCAGAUGGAAUAUUUAGAAAAAGUAUUUCAAGAAACACUAAGGAAGUAUCCACCACUGCCAGUAUUAACCAGAGAUGCAGUCAGUAAUUACACAUUUAACGGUACGAAAGUAUCGAUUCCUGUGGGUACGAAAAUAACUAUACCCGUAAUUGCAAUACACAGGGACCCAAGUAUUUACCCGAAUCCCGAUAAAUUCGAUCCCGAAAGGUUUAACGAAACCGGGAAGAAAUCUAGGCAUCCGAUGGAUUUUCUACCAUUCGGCGAUGGUCCGCGGAAUUGCAUUGGUGCGCGUUUUGCCAUUUAUCAAUCAAAAAUUGGUCUCAUAAAGAUUCUUCAGAAUUACAAAGUAGACGUUUCCGAGAAGACACCUUUAACCUAUGAAAUAAAUCCGUUCGCGUUUUUACUCAUGUCUGCAAAGCCAUUAUAUUUAAAAUUUACAAAAUUGAAUUAUUAGUAAGAUAUUUCUUAAAUACGAUAUAGUGUAUAUUUCCAAUUGAACUCAUUACUGAACAUGACUAAUUAAUAUUUAUAAGAAUUUUUAAAUGAUCCCUUUUGAAGGUAAUUAAUAGAAAUGAGGUGCUAGAGAGAGAUUAUUUAAUUUUCUGAGAUACGCAAUUUUAUAUCGUAUUCAAAAAGAAUGGACCGUGAUGCUACACGAUUCAGCCAUAAAAUGUCGAUAGUAUAGCAAAAGAAGUACACGUAUUAUAUAACAAGCUGAUUAGCAUCCUUUUUUGCUUUAUUACGACAUCUGGUUACUUUUACUACAGAUCUGUAGCUUAUAUGUUUUUAAUAAGCUUUUGUUGCAUAUGCGUUUUGAUCAUUUGAUUAUUAAAGUAUGAGAUUAUUACAAUAAAAAAAAUAAUACUACACCAUGUAAUUUGUUUUUAUUUGUAGUUUAACACUAAAAUUAUCGCCACCCUCCAAUAAUCACGGAUUUCUCAUUCCGUAAUUAUAGAUUUCCUUAUUCAGGCGCCACUUAUAAAAAGAAAGUCCCGCUAGAACUAAUUAAAUUUAGUCUUAUUUUUAAAACAUAAGUUACCAUUACUCUUCGAUUGAUUUAUUAAUAAGAAUGCGAUGUAGAAAAUACAAGUCGAAACAAAUCUUUUACGAAAACAUACUAUUAUUCAACAUUC